This is a messenger RNA of Tachysurus fulvidraco (yellow catfish), 3188 nucleotides long. RefSeq names its product solute carrier family 35 member F1 (gene slc35f1). The transcript has 8 exons. Bases 290 to 1456 code for a protein of 388 amino acids. Gene Ontology annotation, molecular function: transmembrane transporter activity. The record is from RefSeq and is a predicted model, not a curated record. Gene Ontology annotation, biological process: transmembrane transport. Lineage: Eukaryota; Metazoa; Chordata; Actinopteri; Siluriformes; Bagridae. Gene Ontology annotation, cellular component: membrane.
GAAAGCUCAUCGUCUCGGAGCAGAGCAGCAGCAGUCUUUCAGUCCGGUGCUGGCGUUCACACACACUCACACACACUCUAACACACGCUCACACACACACACGCGCGCGCGCGCAAACAUACACGCGUUCUCCCUCUGCGUCCUGGACAUGAACACCUGAUUUUUCUCACCUGCAUGAUGGAGAGCUAGAAAAAACCCCAACAUCAAACAAAACAGAGCUGAAGGAAUUCAAAGAGCGUCAUGACCUACGCUUUUUGACUCGCAUAGAGAGAGAGAGAGAGAAGGAGAGAUGAUUCAGCCCGAGCUCCACAAUCAUGUGGGUCCUAACAUAGAGCCCAGUCCUGCAGACACAUCUCCAGCAUCCCCCAGCCUGCUGCACAGGAUCCGGAGAGUCUUCACCAGAGAGCUCCUCCUUACACUGGCACUCGGUCAGGUCUUGUCUCUGCUCAUCUGUGGGAUUGGACUGACCAGCAAGUACCUGGCCUCCGAUUACCAUGCCAACACCCCCGUGUUCCAGUGCUUUCUCAACUACAUCCUUCUGUUCCUGGUCUACACCACCACACUCGCAGUCAGGCAGGGUGAGGAGAAUUUACUGGCAAUCCUGAAGAGGCGAUGGUGGAAGUACAUGAUCCUCAGCGUGAUCGAUAUCGAAGCCAACUACCUGGUCAUUAAAGCUUACCAGUACACCACGCUGACCAGUGUACAGUUGCUGGACUGCUUCGUCAUCCCCGUCGUGCUCCUGCUGUCCUGGUUCUUUCUGCUGGUGAGGUAUAAGGUGGUGCAUUUCGUCGGCGUGGGCGUCUGCCUGCUCGGCAUCGGCUGCGUGGUGGGAGCCGACGUGCUGGUGGGACGACAGCAGGGCCUUGGGGACCAUAAGCUGCUGGGAGACCUGUUGGUUCUAGCUGGUGCGACUCUAUAUGGUAUCUCUAAUGUGUGUGAGGAAUUCAUCGUGAAGAACCUGAGUCGUGUAGAGUUCCUGGGCAUGAUGGGUCUCUUCGGUUCCUUCUUCAGCGGCAUCCAGCUAGCCAUCAUGGAACACAAGGAGCUGUUGAAGGUGCAGUGGGACUGGCAGAUAGGGUUACUGUACAUCGGAUUUAGCGCCUGCAUGUUUGGCCUGUACAGCUUCAUGCCUGUGGUGAUAAAAAGGACCAGCGCCACGACGGUCAACCUGUCUCUGCUCACUGCUGACCUGUACAGUCUCUUCUGUGGUCUCUUUCUAUUUCAGUACAAGUUUUCAGCUCUUUACCUGCUGUCGUUCUUCGUCAUCUUGCUCGGCUUGGUGAUCUACUCCUCAUCCUCGACCUACGUCGCACAGGAUCCACGCGUAUAUAAGCAGUUCCGCAACGCAGGGAAUCCUGUCCCGGACACACCCAACGUCGGUCCCAUGGAGCCUUCAGUGACCUACAGCAGCCUGGGGCAGGAGAUAGAAGACGAGCCUCGGGUUCGGGUUGCCUGAGAGGGCGGAGUCUCAUGCACGCGAUCAUCCACGGCCCCUCCCAUCCCGCAGCAUUUAGAAAGUGAAUGAUAAUAAUAACAGAAUAAUGUAUAUAACCACGUAGCAAACAAUUACACUGUGAUCACAAACUGUAAAUAGGUAGCAGUGAUCUCGGACUGUCUCGGAUCCAUCGUGUAUAAACCUCAUCGUCGACACACGCAACAGUUUAAGUGUUUAAGGAUCUGUGCUGACCGUAUGUGCAAAAUCUCAAUCGUGACUUUGAUUUCCUUACAUGAGCACAAAAGGGUUUCAGUGUAUCUGAAAGCAUUUUGAAGGAAGGAUUCAGCCAAAAAAAAUCGAAUGUAAAAUAUAUAUCUCACUCGUUACGCGAAAUGAAGUCGAAUAUUUUGCACCGGAGCAACGAGGCUAACGUGGCUAACGCUUUAUGUUUAUAGCUACUAGUUUAACAUUAGUCAAACUGCAUACCUGAAUCAUUACACAGUCAUCAUACAAACUCUGUGGAGCUCUUUAGGGUCUUUGCCUCUGUGCUUUUUUGACGUAGUAACACGCUGUUAUCUGUAAAAAUGGAUAAAGACAAAUAUUUCACAGCUGAACGCUAAAAUCUGGCUCAGAUAGGAGGCGUGGCUUAGAAUAUAGAAGUGAUUUGGUACUGAUAAUUAAGUACCGGUUUGAAUUUUAUAUUACUUUUCCUUAAUCCUGACUGUUAUUGUAUAAAACUGUUUACAUUCGAAUGGUGUAACCGAUUCAGCCGUUGGUCUCUGAGGUGCGUUCAGUUGUGGUGCUAAAAUGGUGGCUACAAGCGUUCGUUGUUGAAUCCAUAGCUUAGAAUUCUUGGACCUGACUGAUCAGAAGGUUGACCCUGAGAGAGGCUCUGUCAAUGGUUCCGGCUAUAAACGUUAUCGUUUCUAUAGUUACGCGGGAACUUAUAUGGAAGACGCUCAACGUACUCUAAGAUCAUAAUAAACAGAUUAAAAAUGUGCUGUUAUUCAAUACACGUAAUACAAAUAGGGAAAAUAAGAGGAAGAGGUUAGUUUUUACCUGUUGUUUCAAGAUAGUCAGUGACUCAGAUGUUCGAACAUCUAGGGGAAGUUCGUUCCACCACCUCCUUUCUUACCCUGAGAGAUGGUGGGACCAGUCGAGCAGUGCUGGUAGCUCUGAGGGUGUGAGGUACAGUGUGAGGAGUGAUUUGAGGUAAGAGGGAGAUGGUAAGAGGGAGAUGGUCCAUUUUUGGCUUUGUAGGUAAGCAUUAGUGUUUUGAAUCUGAUGUGUUCAGCUACCGGAAGCCAGUGGCGUGAGAACAGCAGUGGGGUGGGGUGGAGAACUUAGGCAGGUUGAAAACAAGUCGGUUAGCAGCUUUUUGGAUCAUUUGCAGAGGACGGAUUGCGUUCAUAAGUAGACCUGACAGCAGUGAGAUGCAGUAAUCCAGUCUUGAGAUGACAAGAAACCCAAACAAGUACCUGGGCAGCCUGUGUGGACAAAAAUGACCGAAUCCUUCUGAUGUUGUAGAGAAGAAACCGACAUGAGCGUGUAACAUCAUCAACAUGCCAGGAAAAGGACAGUUGCUUGUCCAUGGAUACCCCAAAGUUGCGAGCUGUGAAGGAGAGGGAGAAUAAGUCGUUGUGUAAGGAUAUCACAAUAUCUUGACCUGCGGAUUAAUCACCUGGAUGAUCAGAAGUUUAGUUUUGCUGAAAUUGAGUUUCACUCAAGUAUAAAUUACAAAAAACAAAACAAA